Molecule: messenger RNA, 1266 nt
Organism: Capsicum annuum
Lineage: Eukaryota; Viridiplantae; Streptophyta; Magnoliopsida; Solanales; Solanaceae
Exons: 3
Coding region: 330-749 (139 amino acids)
Source: RefSeq, a predicted model, not a curated record
GAUUAAAUGAGCUAUUAAUUCAUUUCAAUUGCUGAUUUAAUUUAGCCAAUCUAUUAGAUUUGUCCAUAAUCAAAAUCAAUUUGGCCACAAUUGCAAUGCAAUUGGUCAAUUGAUCUUUAAUUUGGCCAAAACUUAAAUGAAUGGCCAAAUUCCCAAUUUGGAUCCAAUUUCGCCAAAUAACUUCAGCAGCCCAAAAAGAAUAAUUAUCAACCCAACAACAUUAGUGGCCCAAACACACCCAACCCAGUCCAAUAAAUGAUCCAACCCAGCCUAAACCCCCUUACUUCUCUAUCUAAUUCAACAAGAAACAGCAGCAACACCAACAGUACAUGCACAAUUCCAAAUCGCGACAACCUCUUCCAUCGACAACACCACGAACCCAACCCAACCACCUUGAACCUGACCCAGCUCUGAAACCCGUCCCCAACAACAUCGAUCAACAUCAGACACCUUCAAUAUCGUCAUCCCGACCUCAACGCAAAAAUCAUGAAAUUGAUCCGACCCGACCCUUCUCAACGUGGCUCACGCGAGUUUGUGCAAAGAAGCCUCAAGAUCAUUCUAGAAUAUCAAUUAGGUGUCGUCCUCCAACAUACAACUCCACGAAUCUCGGGUACCAUGGGGGUUUCAAAAUCUCUAUGAGGAAAAAGAAAAAGGGACGCUCUAUUGGUGGUCGACGUUGCGAGAUUCCAGUAGUGACAAGUUUGCUGAUAGCUCAUCGUCCCGUUUUGCUGUCCCGAAGGAGGAGUUGAAAGAAAAGGAAUGGGUUAAAGUCCCGUAUUUGAAGCGGCUAAGAGACAAAAGUCUCAUUUAUUAUUUCAUUUUGUUUAAUUAGUGUUUUUUUUAUUAUUAUUUAUUGUUUAUUUUAUUUUGUUUAUUCACUACACUAAAAAUUCUCUCCCAACGGCUCUCUCCCCCUCUCUCUCUCUCCCGACCCUCUCUCCACCCCUAGCUUACCGGCCCCCGGUUCCCGGCGCCGUCGCUGACCUUCGGCGCCGACCCGAUCCGGCCGCCGGCUCCGACCUACGGUCGCCGGCGCUGACCAGACCGCCGGCUACGACCUCCGGUCGCCGGUUCUCCCUCUCUCUCUCUCUCCCUACCCCCUCUCCAUCCCAAGCGCACCGGCCCCCGGUCCCCGGCGCCGUCGCUGAACGUCGGAGCCGACCAGAUCCGACCGCCGGCUCCGACCUCCGGUCCCCGGCGCUGACCCGACCUGACCCCCGGUCGUCGCUCCCCGGCGCUGACCCGACCCCCUCCGUCGGUUCAUAC